Molecule: messenger RNA, 4616 nt
Organism: Pogoniulus pusillus (Red-fronted tinkerbird)
Lineage: Eukaryota; Metazoa; Chordata; Aves; Piciformes; Lybiidae
Gene: CDH7
Product: cadherin 7
Exons: 12
Coding region: 489-2846 (785 amino acids)
Biological process (GO): cell-cell junction assembly; cell morphogenesis; homophilic cell-cell adhesion
Cellular component (GO): plasma membrane; catenin complex; adherens junction
Molecular function (GO): calcium ion binding; cadherin binding
Source: RefSeq, a predicted model, not a curated record
CCGCGCCGUGCCGUGCCGUGCCGCGCCGCGCCGCGCCGUGCAGUGCCGCGGAGGAGAAGCGGAGUGGCGCCGGCGAUCCUACCUCCGCGGCUGCGGGCGGGUGCGCGGGUGGGCGCGUAGCUCUGAUGCCAGGCGGGCGCAGCCCGGCCCCCGCCUGGGAGCAUCCCGCCAGCACUUCGGCGCGGAGGCGCAGUCGGCCUUUAGGAUUAAAAUACUCAGCGCGCCGAGCGGCCCGGGGAGAGGGGCAGCAGGUACCUAUUAUGCCAUAACUUUGGAGGUGAUUCAGCAGUGGUGACUUCUUCCAAUCAGCCAGAAAUUAUUCUCUCUGGACUCUCAGUUGACACCGUGCCCGAGGCUAGAGCUACUGAGACAACUGGAAUUGUGCCUGCUCUCGUCAAGGUUUUUUUUGUUUGUUGUGUUGGUUUUUUUUUUACACAGGAGGGGAAAAAAACUACCAAGCAAACCCAAAAUACACACACAAAAAAAAGAUGAAGUUGGGCAGAGUGGAGUUCUGCCGUUUUCUGCAGAUAUUAGCUCUUUGCCUCUGUCUUUCUGGGAUGAAUCAAGCAGAGCCCUCGAGGUCCAAGUCAAAGCCCUACUUCCAAUCAGGGAGGACGAGAACCAAGCGCAGCUGGGUGUGGAAUCAAUUCUUUGUGCUGGAAGAAUACAUGGGUACAGACCCACUCUAUGUAGGAAAGCUCCACUCCGAUGUUGAUAAAGGAGAUGGUUCCAUCAAAUACAUCUUGUCAGGCGAAGGGGCAAGUUCCAUUUUCAUUAUUGAUGAGAACACGGGGGAUAUUCAUGCUACAAAGAGGCUGGAUCGAGAGGAGCAAGCCUACUACACGCUCCGAGCGCAAGCGCUAGAUAGGCUGACUAACAAACCCGUGGAGCCAGAGUCUGAGUUCGUCAUUAAGAUUCAGGACAUCAAUGACAAUGAGCCAAAAUUUCUGGAUGGGCCUUACACUGCUGGAGUUCCUGAGAUGUCUCCUGUGGGUACCUCCGUGGUUCAAGUGACAGCCACUGAUGCGGAUGAUCCUACGUACGGCAACAGCGCUCGAGUGGUUUACAGCAUACUGCAAGGGCAGCCUUACUUUUCUGUGGAGCCCAAAACAGGUGUUAUCAAGACAGCCCUUCCAAAUAUGGAUAGAGAAGCCAAGGACCAAUACCUGCUGGUUAUUCAAGCCAAGGACAUGGUUGGGCAGAAUGGGGGCUUAUCAGGGACUACAUCUGUGACUGUCACGCUGACCGACGUCAACGACAACCCACCCCGCUUUCCACGCAGGUCCUAUCAGUAUAACGUGCCAGAGUCUUUGCCAGUGGCUUCUGUGGUGGCCAGAAUAAAAGCAGCAGAUGCAGAUGUGGGGCCUAACGCUGAAAUGGAAUAUAAGAUUGUGGAUGGUGAUGGUCUGGGAGUGUUCAAAAUUUCUGUUGACAAAGACACCCAGGAGGGAAUCAUAACAAUUCAGAAGGAGCUGGACUUUGAAGCUAAGACAAGCUACACCCUGAGGAUAGAAGCAGCCAAUAUGCACGUUGACCCUCGCUUCCUAAGCCUGGGACCCUUCAGUGAUAUGACAACAGUGAAGAUAAUUGUGGAAGAUGUGGAUGAGCCUCCAGUGUUUACUUCGCGAUUGUACUCCAUGGUGGUGUCUGAGGCAGCAAAGGUUGGCACCAUCAUUGGAACUGUAGCAGCCCAUGAUCCAGAUGCUUCCAAUAGUCCUGUCAGGUACUCAAUAGAUCGAAACACAGACCUGGAGAGGUACUUCAACAUUGAUGCCAACAGUGGAGUCAUCACAACUGCCAAAUCUUUGGACAGGGAAACCAAUGCUGUGCACAAUAUCACCGUUUUGGCUAUGGAGAGUCAGAAUCCAGCACAGAUUGGGAGAGGCUAUGUGGCCAUCACCAUCCUUGACAUCAAUGACAAUCCCCCUGAGUUUGCCAUGGAGUAUGAAACAACUGUCUGUGAAAAUGCUCAACCUGGUCAGGUUAUCCAGAAAAUCAGUGCAAUUGAUAAAGAUGACCCACCAAAUGGCCACCAGUUCUACUUCAGCCUAACAGCAGAGGCAGCAAAUAACCACAAUUUUACACUGCAGGACAACAAAGAUAACACUGCCACAGUACUAACCAGAAGAAAUGGGUUCAGGAGGCAGGAGCAGUCUGUUUUCUACUUGCCAAUAUUCAUUGUGGACAGUGGAUCACCUUCUCUUAGUAGCACUAAUACCCUCACCAUCAGGGUCUGUGACUGUGAUGCAGAUGGUGUGGCUCAGACAUGCAAUGCAGAAGCAUACAUCUUGCCUGCAGGACUUAGCACUGGAGCACUGAUAGCAAUACUGGCUUGUGUCUUGACACUGCUGGUUCUCGUCUUGCUGAUCGUCACCAUGAGGCGCCGGAAAAAAGAGCCUCUCAUCUUUGACGAGGAGCGAGACAUCCGCGAGAACAUCGUCAGGUACGACGACGAGGGCGGCGGCGAAGAGGACACCGAGGCCUUUGACAUGGCCGCCUUGAGAAACCUCAACAUCAUCCGAGAUACCAAGAGCAGGCGGGAUGUGACGCCCGAGAUUCAGUUCUUGAGCAGACCCACUUUUAAGAGCAUCCCGGAUAACGUCAUCUUCAGGGAGUUCAUCUGGGAAAGACUCAAGGAAGCGGACGUGGACCCCUGCGCGCCGCCCUACGACUCCCUGCAGACCUACGCCUUCGAGGGCAACGGCUCGGUGGCCGAGUCCCUCAGCUCCUUAGAUUCCAUCAGCUCAAACUCUGACCAGAACUAUGAUUACCUCAGUGACUGGGGCCCUCGCUUCAAGAGGCUCGCAGACAUGUACGGCACCGGACCAGACUGCUUAUACUCAUAGCCUUGAAGCCUUGCACUGACAAUGCACUGCAGAGUACUACAAUAGCAAACUUCAACCUUACAAACUGAAGGAAGUUGUAAAUAUUUCUCCAUUUUUAACCUUUUAGGUUUGGUUGGGGGUUGGUUGGUUUUGGUUUUUUUGGGUUAUUUUUUUUUUCUCUCUCUUUUUUGCCUUGGUGGAACAUAACCUUCAUGGGGACUUGUCCUAAGGACUGCACUGACCACACAGAACACGAGCAUUUGGUGGCACUUUUGAUAAACUAAAAUGCUCAGCCAUGUUCAAAUAGAUAGCAACCUUCAGAUGCCUGCAGGGGGGACUCAAGGGGACGGUGUGCACUGUGAGCUCAGUGAGCCAAUGAUGCUCUGUGGAUGCCUUCACAGUAUUUGCUGUAUCUAGAACACAGAGUCUCUGGUAUGAGCUAAGUGUAAGAAGAAACAAAUUCACAAACAGAAUGUGCCAUUCAAUGCAACAUUAGACUCAUAGAAUCAAGCAGGUUGGAAGAGACCUCCAAGAUCAGCCUGUCCAACCUAUCCCCCAGCCCUAUCCAAUCAACCAGACCAUGGCACUGAGUGCCUCAUCCAGGCUUUUCCUGAACACCUCCAGGGACGGUGACUCCACCACCUCCCUGGGCAGCCCAUUCCAAUUAGGAUAUAGAACAUUUAGAGGACGAAAGGUUUGGGGGUUUUAGCAGAUUAUCUGUUGCAUGCAUCUUGUUAGACCAGGAGAGGAAGGACAGACACGAAAACAAAAACCCAGCAGAUCGUUUUGUUUGCUUCUUCCUGUUUGUCCUCAGAGCUGUUUAACCUCUGUCAUUUUCUGGGUAGCUUUAUGAAAUGCUACUGCUUGUACUCAAGAAUUCCACAGUGUUUGUCAUCAGCUUUACUGAAGCAGUUUCCAAACCACACAAAAUGUGAACUAUGGAGGGGUGUUCUCCUGGUUGGGAAGUGCUGUGAUGCCCUCGUAGGUAUAGAAAAGAUGUUGCUAUCUAUUUGCUGUUUUUUAGUAUCUCUUCUGAUUUGUACAGGAGAAUUUAUCCUUUUUUAUUAUGAUUUGACAUAAAGCGUUGUAUUUAUUUUGGAGCUCCAAUCUCCACGAAAUUCAGGUCCAUUUUUACUGCCUCAUGGUAUUAGACUUGUCAGAACAUGCUGCUUUUUUUUUCCCUCCAGUCUCAGAUAAACGUAGGCAACGAAGCAUGGAUCUGGAGAAGUGACAGCAAAGCAAUCUCGCCCCCACCCCUCAUCUCUCUCAGAAAGGAGAGCAGCUCCGAGCUCAGGAGGUUGUUCUUCUGAACCAUUAACCGAGUCUGAGACAUUUAAAUAAAGUAUUUGUACCCUGAAUUUUUGGAAAGAAGACUACAGAGUUAGCUGAGAGUGUCUUUAAUGCAAUGUUAAACAUGCUGUAUGCUUCAAAGACUGUAAACACCUUCCUUUCCUCCCUCCCCUUCUCUUUUGCUGCUGCCGAAUCACAGUAAAAAGACUUCUGUUUCACUUCCUUUCUCAUGUUAAGCUACUAACUCCAGAAAUCAUCUUUAGAUCCCGCUGCCCAUGAGUAGUUUUGGUUCCCCCACGAAGGUGUUAACUCACUACACUGGUUCAGGAGUGCCAAAACAGGAGGACAACUGCUGUUGGGUGAAAUGCUGUACGGUUUUCAAGUAGGGUUUCUUAGAAUAAGCCAAUUUUUUAAUGAUUCUGACAAUAUUUAUACUUCAUCUUUCAUGGUUUAUUACUAGCUAAUAAGGCAUAUAUUCAAGUAAAAUAGUGUUUCCAAGUA